This is a messenger RNA of Neohortaea acidophila, 903 nucleotides long. RefSeq lists its product as uncharacterized. The transcript is spliced from 2 exons. The record is from RefSeq and is a predicted model, not a curated record. Gene Ontology annotation, molecular function: cysteine-type deubiquitinase activity. NCBI's taxonomy places the organism in Eukaryota, Fungi, Ascomycota, Dothideomycetes, Mycosphaerellales, Teratosphaeriaceae. Gene Ontology annotation, biological process: protein deubiquitination. Bases 1 to 903 code for a protein of 300 amino acids.
AUGGCGCAGCUGCAAACCCGCCACCGCAAAGAGCAGCGCGACCUGCAAAGUCGCAUCACGCAGAAGAAGAAGCAGGCGAACAAGAAGACGAGGAAAGGCGUGAAUGAUGAGUGCGACAGGCUGGAGGCGGAGCUCAAGGAAAGGCAGCAGAGUGAGGUCGCAGCUCUGACCGGAGAAGCCGUGGGCGACGAUGUACCGAGCAACGAACUGCUGGACCUGAGCAUUGAGGCAGACGCGGAGCCACCGCGUACGAACGGGACUGCCCACGACGAUGCGGGGAAGAACGAGCCUGGUGAACACCCAGACACAGCAAGCUCCCUGGGGAGUCAGGCAAAGAAACCGAAUCGGCAAAAAGCGAGACUUGCACGAAGAGCAGCGGAGCAGGAAGAGUUAUUAAGACAGGCGGCGGAGGAGGCGAAGAGCCUGCCAGAUUUGAAGGAGCAGGAGCGGACGAGGAUGUUGGACGCCAUGAAAGAGCGGGGGAUGCAGGAGAAGGAGAUCCGAGCGGACGGACACUGUCUCUAUUCUGCUGUUGCCGAUCAGCUGCAUCAACUGGAUAUUCCACUCGCAGCCACCAUCAACGAGACUGCGGCCUACCAAAGCGUCCGAGCAGUGGCGGCGGAGUACAUUGAGAAACAUCGGGAAGACUUUGAGCCUUUUCUGGAAGAACCAUUCCCCGAAUACGUUGGGAAGAUUCGCAACACUGGCGAAUGGGGCGGGCAGUUGGAAUUGAUGGCUCUCGCAAAGUCGUAUGCCACCGACAUUUAUGUCCUGCAAGACUUUGGCCGGGUGGAGAAGAUCGAGUCUGGUGGAAGUGCGAGUGAGAAGACGAUGUGGCUUGCGUACUACAAGCAUGGAUUUGGACUGGGCGAGCAUUACAACAGUCUUCGCAAGGCGCCUUGA